GCUCUUCGAUUUUCAGAUUACAUUCGAUGCGCGACGCGCCGCGGACGACGCUCCUUGGGAUUUUUCAGUUGAGCACUUCGGAGUCAGUUCAGAGUGACAUUAUUCGACUCGACUUUUGCCAGUGUGUUAGUGUCAAGUUGUACGGUAUCGAGGAGCGACCGGUACAGGCCAGAGCUGCGAAGAAGGCGCUAUCUGCUGGGCUCCGAGGAGCCAGGGAUCAGAGACCGGGUGGAAUCGGCAGGCUUUACCGAAAGAUUUUGGCAAACGGACAAAGGCAACUAAACAGCAGCCAUGAAGUCCCUCAUUCAGCUCCAGCAAUACCGAAAGUGCAUUGUUUUCUUCAUGCUGGGAGUCAUGUGCAGCGCCCUGGCUUUCGUCACUUACGUCAUUAACCCGGUCAACACGAUCGUACAACACAAGCUGAAGAUGUCGCCGAGCUCGCUGAUUUUCUCGCUCUGGAGGAAACCGCCGAUCGGAAUUUACAUCAACGUCUACAUAUUCAACAUAACCAACGCCGAGGCAUUUCUCAACGGCGAGGAGAAGAUCCUCAAGGUCGAAGAAAUCGGCCCUUACGUCUACGAAGAAACUCUGGAGAACAGGAACAUCACGUGGAACGAAAACGGCACGAUCUCGUACAUUCCGAAGCGCACGGUACAAUUCAGACUCGACCUCUCGGUGGGCAAACCCGAGGAUGACUACGUUAUGGUCCCAAAUAUUCCGAUGCUCGGGAUCUUUUCGUCUCUGCACAACGCCGGCUUCUUCGUCAACUAUCCGUUCGCCCAGUUGACGAAUUUCCUGGACAGUAAGCCCAUACUGCACAUCUCCGUGCAGGAUUACCUCUGGGGAUACGAUGACUCCUUGGUCAGCCUUGCCGGCACCGUCGUGCCCAGCUACAUCGAUUUCAAGAAGUUCGGUCUUCUCGACAGGAUGUACGACGAGGGCGAGAAUCUCAUCAACAUGAACAUCAAGGAGAACGAGGACAUGGUCGAGGAGAGGGGCAGAUACCUGAGCAUCGAGUCGAUAAACGGGAACGCGGGACUGGCGAACUGGGGCUACGUGAACGUCGAGGGAAACGAAAGCAGAGCCGAGAACACGCGGUGCAACAGCAUCCGGGGCGCGACGGAGGCCACGGUGUUCCCCAGCAAGAUGGACGAGCGCGCGGUCUUCCGGGUAUUCCGGAAGGCCUUCUGUCGGCCCAUACCGAUCGUCUUCGAGAAGAGACUGGACUUGCACGGACUGCCGGGCUUCCAGUACACGAUACCCGACAACUUUGCCGACCCGCCGGAGCUGAACCCCGACAACGAGUGCUUCUGCCGAGAGAAGGAGGAGAAGGAGUGCCUCAAGCGGGGCCUGCUCGACCUCACGCCCUGCUACUACAACAUUCCGGCCGCCGCGUCCAUGCCGCACUUCCUCAACGCCGACCCGACCUUGGCGGACGGCAUCGAGGGCCUCAGCCCUGAGCCAGCGAAGCACAGCACGGUGAUAAUCCUGCAGCCGAAUACCGGCAUUCCGAUGUACGUGCACUCGAGGCUGCAGACGAACCUCGUGAUGAGAGAGACGCAGUACAACAGCAAGAUCGCGCCCUUCAACGGACUCACGGUGCCGCUCUUCUGGACCGAUCUCGAGAUCGCCUCGCUGCCGGACGACCUGAUGCUCCUCCUGCAGCUCGGCAUAAACGUAGCCCCGCUCGUCCAGCUGGUCUCGCUGAUCCUCCUGGCGCUCGGCGGCCUCGCCUCGAUCUGCUGGUCCUUGCUCCGAGCCCUGCUGAUCGUCCAGGAAGAGCAGCAGCGCCAAGAGGCCGCCGACGCGGAGAGGCGCGACAGCACCGACCCGAGGAUACCCCUCGACUACGGCCAGUACACGGCCAUCCGCAUACUGCCGGCCAUCAAGAAGAUCACCUCCAAGACCGACCUCUUCGUGUGAGGAACGCCAGCGAGCAGCGAGGCCUGCCGAGUCUGUAAAUACAUCCUCCUUCUAUACAGGAGCCAUAUAUGUACAUAGGGAGUGGAGCUGUGGAGAAGAGCCGAACGCCUUCUCUCUCUCGGUGAUAAAUAUACGCAAAGCAAGAUGUCCUUAUAUAUACUUUACCUACGCUAGUUAUACGCUGUAUACUGUGUACAUAAAUACAUGAAUACGAGGAUCAGGCGAAUCUCGGAGGUCCUCGUCGUCGUCAAGUUUUACGUAUAGAACACAACUACAUUCAACUGUAGAUUUUAGUUCGGACUAAUUCAAAGCGUUGUUUGCUUAAAUGCUCCUUAUUAUCCUUUAUCUUAUCGAGUCUCCUCGAUUUCCUUAGACAAUUCACCUUGCUUUUCGUCCGACUGCUUCCGAAUCUCGAUAUUGCGCUUCCGGUGACGCUUUGUGAUCGGCCAGAAUACUAUUUAUUUAGAUACGGAAAAUAAUGUCCUCGCGACGAUGAUGUUCUGGGAAAAUAUUCAUUCGCGUACAAACGAACUUUCAGCUUUCGAUCGAUUCUUGCCCUGAUUAUUAACAUUCACUGUACAAUCCCAUUGUUGUUUACUCAAACUCAUGCGCGUGUAGGAAAUACUUUAUCAUAUAAGACUGAUCGUGGACGGAACAUACGAACGCCGGCGCAUUAUCGAAUACGCAUAUCGUUAUAUUAUACGAAAAUGACACACGCGCACACACGCACACGCACGUACACACUUCGGCUCAAGAGAUUCUACUUUUAACGAGAAUUCCUCUUAUGUUAUAAUAGAAUGUAUACUUAAUUGUCAAAAGCUAAUCAUUUUGCAAUUAUAGACUCAUAAUGUACAACGUGAGCUGAAGGUGUUGGAAUUGUACAUUGUGUGCGAUUAGUUUAUAGGUAAAAAAACUAUAUUAUAAGCCGACUUUUAUUUUAUAAUAUUUAUAGUUUGUAUAGGUGUGCAGGGAUUAUAUUGAAUUAGCGCGACGGGUUCCGAUAUUUCUUAAGCCAUACCUGAGUAUACUUCUGAGAACAAAUAAAAAUAGAGGAUUUUGAAUUAA
Molecule: messenger RNA, 2988 nt
Organism: Nasonia vitripennis (jewel wasp)
Lineage: Eukaryota; Metazoa; Arthropoda; Insecta; Hymenoptera; Pteromalidae
Product: scavenger receptor class B member 1
Exons: 11
Coding region: 292-1923 (543 amino acids)
Cellular component (GO): cytoplasm; membrane
Molecular function (GO): scavenger receptor activity
Source: RefSeq, a predicted model, not a curated record